Messenger RNA from Tachysurus vachellii, 1796 nucleotides. RefSeq names its product protein phosphatase 1, regulatory subunit 27a (gene ppp1r27a). Gene Ontology annotation, molecular function: phosphatase binding. The record is from RefSeq and is a predicted model, not a curated record. Lineage: Eukaryota; Metazoa; Chordata; Actinopteri; Siluriformes; Bagridae. Bases 308 to 991 code for a protein of 227 amino acids. The transcript is spliced from 3 exons.
AAGAGAAAACUGAGUGAACAAAGCGCAAAAACUCUGGUUUGGAGUGUAAAGCAUUUGAGAAGCAUCGUCAAGCACUUUGUUUUGGACGUCUACUGAAAAAGGUUAACAGAAGAGGAUAAAGUAUUUAAGAAGGACUGUGAAGUUUUUCUGUUACUGUGUUUCUGGAAGUCUACAAAAGAGAAUAAGACAGAGGGUUGGCCUUUGAAUUCGAAGACCUUGCCUGCAUUUUGGGUUAGUUUGGUUUUUUUUCCUGCACCUCCUCCGAAGCUCAGUGUAGUGGAGGAGGCAAAGCGUAGUCAUAGCAGUAAUGAAGUACAGCUGCCAGAACCUUGUGUCUCAGUACACACGUCCGAGCACAUACACCCCAACACACUACACCCCUACUUAUUAUACUCCGAAGAACUAUUCCACCAGCUCCUACUCCCCAAGCCACUACAGCUCAGCAAAGUACACACCAAGCUACACGCCACCUGCUUACACUCCGGCUUACAAAAGCACCUCUUCCUCCUACAAGUCUGUCUACAGCAAGCCAUCACGACAUGCCAGCAACCACGUUAAACCUGUACAGCCUACUCCCAUUGCACCGAGCAAGCCUAAUCGGACUGUCCGCUUCACCAACGAUGUUGUCUUCCAGGACUACGUACGCCAUGGAGAUCUGGAGAUGAUUGGCCGCUUUAUGAGAGCGAGGAAAGUGCGAGUGGAUACAAUCUUCCAUUCUGGCAUGGCAGCUCUCCAUGAGGCUGUUCUUUCAGGCAACUUGGAGUGUGUAAAGCUUCUGAUCAAAUACGGAGCUGAUGUUCACCAAAGAGACGAGGAUGGCUGGACACCUCUGCACAUGGCUUGCAGCGAUGGCUACCCUGAGAUUGCACGGUAUCUACUUUCUCUAGGUGCUAGUGCAGAAGCUGAGAAUGCAAAUGGAGAGAAGCCAGCAGAUCUUAUUGACCCUGAAUGUAAAGAGCUGGUCAAACUGUUUGAAGUGGGCUGUGUUUAAGCGCCAGCACAAGAAAACCCAAUAGAACUACAAGGAACAAUUCCUCUGGACUCAAUCUGUCAAGAGGAUGGUGCAAUCAAAGUAGCUUCUGGUUAUUGUUUUUGUUUGUUUUUUAGAGAACUGAAAUUGGAACGAGGACAUUGAUUUAUUUUCUUUUGGUGCAAGGUGACAUAGGAAUAUCUGUAAGUGAAAUUGUAUGCUUGUGCCACUUUCUUUAAUAUAUUCUGUAUUUGUAUACUUCUUUGUACUGCCAUGUAUCUGUACUUCCAAUCUUCGGUCCGUCUAAUCCCCCUUCCCCACCAUGCAGUUGCUGCACACAUACUAUCCUCUCUCAAUGUCUGAAUACAGUGCAACCUUCUCUGGAGCUCGGAUUACAUUGCACCCCGAGGGCCAACCCAGCCGUCUCAUUUCAUCAAUGCAAGCACGUCAUCCUGUGCAAAAUAUAGAGCAGGACAACUUUCAUAUACAGUCACACAAGGAAUUGCUGUUAUGUUCACAGAUCUGUGCAUAAUAUCUAAACUGUAGCUAUGAACAGGAUUAUGAGAACAAAGUGAUUGUUUAAAACAAGGUAAAUGUACUGGCAUGGGUUUGACCUGUACACUAUUUAGGACAGUAGUGUGUCUCUUGUCUGCAGGGCAGCUUGAGGCAACACCGGAAACAUGUACUGUACGUUUUAAUGAUCGAAUUUGUAUAUGAGCCAUAUACUAUACUUUCAGUACUGCUAAAAGUGAGUGCACUAUUUCUACAAACUUGUGGAAUUUCUUGUGUAAAGUCUUAUGUUUUUCCUCUUUUUUACUGUUUUAAU